Molecule: messenger RNA, 834 nt
Organism: Halichondria panicea
Lineage: Eukaryota; Metazoa; Porifera; Demospongiae; Suberitida; Halichondriidae
Product: pre-rRNA-processing protein TSR2 homolog
Exons: 3
Coding region: 16-753 (245 amino acids)
Biological process (GO): maturation of SSU-rRNA from tricistronic rRNA transcript (SSU-rRNA, 5.8S rRNA, LSU-rRNA)
Cellular component (GO): nucleus
Source: RefSeq, a predicted model, not a curated record
AAAUUAGUAUCGGAAAUGAUCGUCAUACUUACUCCCGAAUAUAGCCACGUGGCAGCAGUGAUGAGCCAGAAGAGAUAUUUACAUGUUGUGGAGAGGGUGUUCAAGGGAUGGCCAGCCCUUGUCAUGGCCGUAGACAACUGUUUUGGAGGACCAAAUAGUGUGGAAAAGGCUGAAUGGAUGAUUGAAGUCACUGGAGAGUAUAUACUUAACAACUGGCCGGUGUGUGUUGAUGAAGUGGAGGACUAUGUGGGUGCUAUUAUGGACCAAGAGUUCAACACUGUACUGGAGGAUGGCAGUCUGUCUCAAAUCUCUAAACAGCUGUGUGACUUGAGACAGCUCUGUAUGGACAGCUCUUCCAUAGCAGUGGAUGAGUACUUCUCACAGCUCCAAGCUCCCACCAGCUUAGACAAGACAGUGCAGUGCUCGACUGACCCCAGUAAUUAUGUGCAGUGUUCGACUGAGACUCAGGACCCCAAUGAUUGUGUGCAGUGUUCAACUGAGACUUACCCCAGUGAUUAUAUGCAGUGUUUGACUGACUCCAGUAAUGAUGUGCAGUGUUCAACUGAGACUCAGGACCCCAAUGAUUAUGUGCAGUGUUCAACUGAGACUUACCCCAGUGAUUGUGUGCAGUCCAUGCAGAGCUUGAAACUGAGUAGUGAAGCUGAAGGUAAAGCUAGCUUUGAAGGUGAAAAAGAUACAAUAGUGGGUGACGGAUGGACUGUAGUAUCCAAAGGAAAACAAAAGCAGAGAUAACAUUUUAUUGUGUGUGCGUGUGUGCUUGCUAAAUUAAUUUAUUCUGAAGAAAGUUUCCGAACAUUUUUUUUAUUGACGUCA